This is a messenger RNA of Cotesia glomerata, 1355 nucleotides long. RefSeq lists its product as uncharacterized. Gene Ontology annotation, cellular component: cytoplasm. The transcript has 7 exons. NCBI's taxonomy places the organism in Eukaryota, Metazoa, Arthropoda, Insecta, Hymenoptera, Braconidae. The record is from RefSeq and is a predicted model, not a curated record. The coding region runs from base 116 to 1204 and encodes 362 amino acids.
UACUAUCUACGUAUAUAAAAGAAUGUUUUAGUAUAACAUGUUGAUUAAUAUUUAAUACAACACAUGUAAUAUUAAAAAAUAAUUUUUUUCAAUCAAUUUAACUUACCAAGUAAUAAUGAUCAGUCAAUUUAUUUUUAUAUUAUUAUUUUACAACAGUGUAAAUGUCAAUUUUUUUGUUUUUGGAUACAACUCUGAUUAUCAUGAUAUUGUCGAGAGACAAAGUAAUAAUUUACAGGACAUAUUAGGUCUUAGAAAUCAUGUUUUGGAGCAAGACAACAUCAACACUCGUCCUUAUUAUAGCAAUGAUAAGACAGAAUACCAGAAAAAUAAUAUAAGAAAUGUUGACAAUCCACUGAAAUAUGAACUGGAUAAUUGGACUGGCAGAUGGAUGCCUGAUAAAGUUAGUCCUAACACUGACAAGAACAAAAAUAUAAAAAACUUGGAUGGUCCGCUGAAACCCGAAUUGGAUAAUUGGACAGGUAGAUGGAUGCCUGAUAAAUAUUCCGAGGUGAUUCCGAUUCCUGUUGCUGAUUCUGAUAAUAAUCAUCUUUUAGAUCAUAAUAUACAAAUGGGAAAAAUUCCUAAAUGUGAUGACGGAAAAAAUUUUCUGGAAGUCGACUGGGAUGGUUCACCGAUAAAUUACACAUGUUUCAGUAGAAAAAUAAUUCCUAGUAAUGAGAUACACCCUGAAUUGUAUUGUGAGAAAAUACCCAAGUUAUACAGUGCUCGUCAUGCAUGUAUGAACGAAUCUAUAGAUUAUUAUGACAAAAUUCCUAUGUAUGGAACCCAUCGUCCAGUUUGGCCAGUUUAUGGUGAAUAUAAAUUUGUACCAAAGCAGCGAUGGCUUCAUAGUCUUGAACAUGGAGCAAUCGUAAUGCUUUAUCAUCCAUGUGCCAACAAAAAUCAAAUUAAUUUAUUAAGAAAACUAGUAACUCAGUGUUUACGAAGACAUAUUAUAACACCAUAUGCUGAAUUAGAUGAAGCGCGGCCUUUCGCAUUAGUCACGUGGGGUUGUCGAUUAACAAUGUCAACCAUAAAUCCUUACAUUGUUAGAAAUUUUAUUCUCACCAAAGCUCUUCACGGAGCUGAAACUACUCCAAAAGAUGGCGAAUUUAAUGAAGGAUUAAUACAGAAAGCUAAAAUAGUAUCAGAUGAAAAUGAUUCCAAGUUAUGCCCAUUAGACUCUAGUAUAGUAAUGAUGUAAUUGCUUAAUAAUGUUCAUCGACAUUAUUUAUAUUGUCAUUACUACUAAAACUCAAUAAUUGUUCGUUAAUUUACAAACUUAUCCGCUAAUAUUCCAUUAAGUUAAUUAACAUUAAAACUUUAUGAUAGCUUUUAUUUUUAUGUAAAUAUUU